Messenger RNA from Mizuhopecten yessoensis (Yesso scallop), 3868 nucleotides. RefSeq lists its product as uncharacterized. Bases 90 to 941 code for a protein of 283 amino acids. The transcript has 8 exons. The record is from RefSeq and is a predicted model, not a curated record. NCBI's taxonomy places the organism in Eukaryota, Metazoa, Mollusca, Bivalvia, Pectinida, Pectinidae.
UCAAAACAGUGACACGGAUGUACUAUGGUCUCGUGAUAUACACAUAGUCAUAUGACUAGUCUGAGUAUAACGUAGUAGUAGUAGUAAAGAUGUGGGGAAUCUUGGCGAUUUCGUUGUGCUUUAUUAACACCUUUAGCACCGGAUACGUAGUAAAUUGGUUUUCUAAUGAAGGUCCAGAAUGGGACAAUCUCAAAGUGAAAUGGGAUGUGAAUUUGUUAAGUCCCUACACCUUCGCUGAAAUGCCGAGAACCACUGCUGAUGCUUUGUCUGAAGGGUUCGUGAUGGUUACAGACUGUGGAGCCAUUCCUGGUAUCUACGGGAAACGUUUUGUGAAGGGAGGGGACUUGUCGCUCGUGCUGUUGUACGGUGUCAAUGGCUACAUCGCUGGGAUUCAGAUAGGGGUGAACAAGACUAGCGAGCCCGCGUUCCCCCCUCCCAAACAGAUCAACCACCCCUUCGUGAGUGUCGGCAAUACAUACUACCUGACGGCCUACUUCAUCAAUCCAGCGCGAGUUUGCACUACUGGGAGGACAGCUGCUCAGUUCGCCGCCAAUGGAACUGGUGACGCACUCUAUAUCCAGAACGGCACAGACGCUGCACUGAGCUAUCUGGUAAUUCCGAGAAACGAAGCUGGUAUGACUUCAACCAAAUGGACAAAGGGACACUGCUUCUACAGCAUGGGUGAACAUUACUGGUACAAUGUCAAGGCCGACAUGAGCUGUGACGAUUUUUUCCCUGUGUUCCUCCUCUAUAACCAAGGGAAGCUGAACGCCUUUGGUUGGGCUGUCGGUACCAGUAUGACCUCCGAACGCAUGGAGCAUCCUCCGGCUAGUGUUAUUAAGAGGUUCAUAGAUCCGGUACCCGAGUGUCUGCUGAAGAUUCCCCAGCUGUCCACCAUGCACAUCUACCUAACCAGCUCACCAUCCGAUAACUUCUGCUGAUUGGUCCAGAUCUAGAAUAUGUUCCUACAAAUAAUGAAAAGCGAUUUCCUCCUUUUCAAUGACCAGACAUUCCUUCUGUUAAUAUCAGUGACGCUGGCAAGGAAUCCAUCAAUUAUAUUUUGUUUCUCUGUCGUAUCAUAUUUGAAUAUUUAUGUCUGCAUUUGUUUAUAUAAAAAUACAUUCCUUCGCCUAGUCGUUCCUUUGACCAUUCGCCACUAUCAUACAAUGUUGCCAGCCUCUGUUGUUCACUGUACCAUUCAGAAACGUAUUUCUUUUACAAACAACAUUUUAUUCAUCUUGGGUAAUAGGAACCCUUGAAUGUAUAGCAUGCUUUUUUCAAAUACGUUAAUAGAGAAGGUGCAGUAUACAAAUAUCUCAAAAGUUACACGUGAGUGUACUAAAAAGUUACACGUGAGUGUACUAAAAAGCUAACUUUGUAUUCUCAUAGAAAUAUGACCCCGGGUUGCUGUGCAUCUGAUUCAAACAAAACUGGAAAAACCAAGGCGACGUAAAUGUAGUUGAUUAUUGCCAAUUGAAGAUAUGUACGAGAAUUUGAAAUUCGCUUAAAACUGCUUGAGAAGAGAAACAACUUAAAAUAAAUAUUUUUUGUGCUUAGGUAGUCAUAAAAUAAUUAUCAUAUCAUACAUGCAUUAUUGUCAAUCUGUCCUUCGCAUGUUAUAUCAAUAUAUGUUCCCAUAUAAGGGACGUAUCAAACAAAUUUAAAUGUAUUUAGAAUAUAUUCACAUCAAUAAAUAAAUAAUCUAUUUUAUAGAGUGCUUUUUAAUUCUUCAUUUCUAAAUACGAUUUUAAUAGAUCCAUGAUUUUAUUCAAAUGAGUAAAACAUAUAUCUCUAACUGUUUAAACACUUAACAUUAAAACAGAUCAUGUGUGACAAGAUAUUACGAUGACUAUUGAUGGUAUUUCGUUAUUUUUGGUUAUAAACGAGAUACGCCAUCUGGCUCAGGUUUUGUGCUAGAUUAGGAACCAACCACUUCCUGGUAUGUACCAUAAAAGAUGUAACCAUACUUUACAAUUUGUGUUUUAAGGGAUUAUAUUUAGUGUGCCCAUAUACAGCUAGGCACGGGGUAAGCCUGGAGAUUUACCCACGAUUAAUUCUUACCACCAUCAAGAUCCUCAAAAUGAUACCCGUAAACGUAGGGUAUAUGUAUAAGCACAUGUGAUCUGACAGUGGUACACAUAUGAUCUGACAGUGGUGCACAUGUGACCUACCAGGAACACCUCCAAAUAAGACGCCAGUGUCUCCCCUUACAGGAAGGAUUAUUUAAUACGUCACUUCCUUGUUGCCUGUCGUACUAACCUAUCAGAAACCAGGCCACUAUUUAAUUACUUACUUUUAUUUACUAGUGCGUUAAUUAUUUUGUUUUUUCUUUUUCUAAAAACCGGUGACAGAGAUAUUAACAUUCGAAAGACGAUCAUUUCAAUCAGAUCAGAAGACUUUUUAAUGAAAAUGCGAAGUUGUUUAGAGGUUUAUUAACAAACAUCUCUUUGCUACUGUAUUUAUUAACUGUUACAUAUAUAACAUACUAAAUAAAAUCCUUAGGAACAGUACUGAAACAUUAACCACUAAUAAAAAUGAUGUAUUAUCCUGUUAUAUGUAACAGUGGAAUUCAGUGUGUGUAAUUAUUUAGCAAUCGUUCAUUGGGUUAGUUAACCACUAAUACAUAUGACGUAUUAUACUGUUAUAUAUAACAGUGGAAUUUAGUGUGUAUAAUUAUUUGGCAAUCGUUUAUUGGGUAAGUUAACAAUGUUGGCAAAGACUUGUCUUCGUCAUACGAUUGAUCCCCUUGAUUAAGACGAGGAAGCCUAGUCAUCGGUAUUUCAUUUGUAACUUUUAACCCCACAAGGAAUACUACAUAUAUAAUACAUAGGUGCGUAUGUAUUGUCACGGGCGUUCGUAUAAUCAUUAUUUUGCAACAGUUUUAUUAUAUCAUUGAAAUUCAACCUCAACUUCUCAUUUUUUCUUUUAGAAAUUAGCUGCAUUUUUGAUAAUGCAUCUGGGGAAGUUCAUUAUAAAUCACUUUAAAGUACCUGAUAUAUUUAAAAGAAAAUACAGUAAAGCCCCGUUUUAAUUAAUGGUGAAACCUCACUAUAAAGUACAAUAUUUUUUUUCAGUAAAACAUCUAUAAAACGCAGCCUUCUUUAUAUACAGUAAAACAUUGAUUUAUUGCACAACACCACUUGUUGAUAAACAGUAAAACUGUAAAAGAAUGUAACUUGUUUAUAGGCUAUACACCUCAAUUUAAGACUUUUCGGGUAUGAUUUAUUUGCAUCUUUUUAACCUCCAAAUUAUUUCCGUGUAACCUUUUCCGUUUUCUAAUCAAUUUGGUCAUGUUUCCAGCAGUAUGUAUUUUUGUGCUUAUUAUAGAUUACAACAUAUAUUGCCUCCUAGACGUGAAAUCUGUGUAUCGCAGGAAAACUGAAACAUAGCAUGUAUGAUGCAAGUAAUUGGAAAUCGCAAUUUUUAAGUAUUCAGUUUACAUCAUGGUUGUGAAAUAUCUAACAUUGCAUAAUCAUACUGCAAAUUUGGUCGAUUAUCUCCCUUAGACCAAACGUACUGGUGUCAUGAGGAAGAACUACAAUUCCUGCAGUCCUAAUGGCUCCUAUGUAAAUCAAAAGACCGGUAGAUUAUGAAAUUAAUAUUUGUGAUUUUCUCACUACGGAUCUAAGCAAUUAUGAGACAAUUCAAAAACUAACAAUAGAAAAGUGAUGUGUUUCUACAUAGAAAAGUGAUGUGUUUCUACACAGAAAAGUGAUGUGUUUCUACACAGAAAAGUGAUGUGUUUCUACACAGAAAAGUGAUGUGUUUCUACACAGAAAAGUGAUGUGUUUCUACACUUGUACACAGAAUUAUAGAAUGUAGGCUCCAUAUUGUCAGUACACAAGUCAAAUAAAAUAGUAAGAACGCA